AUGUUUCUGGCUCGCAAAGCUAUCGUCACCGAGUUAUUCCUCGCGUGUCACAUGGCAGCAAAGCUCGUCUCCGAAUUUGCCACCACAACCCCCCACCACAACCCGUCGCUCCCAAGAAUCUGCGUCAUGUCGGCCAAGAUCACGACCAAGUUCGGCCGAGCUGGGCCCCCAGCACCGCGCCAUGCUGUCACGGUGUACAUGGGCUCUGAUUGGGAAUCGGGUGUUGAGUACGGGACGGACGCCGCUUCAGUAAUUGCCCGAUUUUACGAUGCAUAUCCUCGCAUGAAGCCACAUCGCGAUAUUGUCCAGCUGUCGGAUGCGGUAAUGAAGCAUCUGGGCUCCCUGGACAAGGCUUGCCUGCUGUUUCCGUCACUGCAGUCUGCCAGAGAGUGUGGGGAUUAUGCCACCUCCAGCAGGCGCAACGACGGUAUCGACAAUUGCCCGGUCGCGGUAGAAGACGUGACAAUUCGUGCAUUCGUAGCCAAGGAAGCAUUCUUCGCCGUCAUCUUCCCCGCAGUGCAGUAUCACGUGGUUGUCGGGUUCUGGAAGAUGGUCGGCGCCGGCAUCACGUCCCGCUUCGCCGAGGCCAACUGCGCUCACCUGGACGAGCUCCGGCAAGUCGCUCUGGAGGACGCCGCGAGCAACAGAGACGGCUUUGAAUGCGCGGCACACGAGACGCUGCGACGGCGAAUCCUGUCUCUCGUCCAGCGCGCGGCGCUGCGCCCCGACGUGUCGUCCAGGGUGACGACGGGCGACAUUUACCUCUACCAGUCGGGCAUGGCGUCUAUUUACAAGCCUCACACCUACAUGCUGAACCAGUACCAGGGUGCUUCCGUGCUCUUUGGCAUGUCCUUUAUGGAUACCAUUCUGACGCUCGAGCAGUUCGGCCCCGGGAGCACGUUUUUCGGCUGCGGUUCGGAGCAAGACCUGGUCGAGCUCGAGUCUCAUCUCGGCACCAGCCGGUCCGGGGGGCAAAAGGUGCAGGCGAUCUGGGUCGAAUUUCCGGCCAACCCGCUGCUUCGGAGCCCCGACAUUGCCGAGCUUCGCAGGCUGGCGACGGCGCACGACGCCGUCCUCGUCAUCGAUGACACGAUCGGGUCGUGGGCCAACACGGACGUGCUCGCCAUGGCGGACAUGACGGUCACGUCCCUAACCAAGUCGUUCAAUGGGUACGCCGACGCAAUUGGCGGCGCCGCGAUCCUCAACCCGGCCUCGGCCAAGUACGCGGCGCUCAAGGCGCUGUUCGACGCACAGUACGUGCCCGAGAUGCACGUUCUCGACGCCGAGACGUUUGAGCGAAACAGCCGCGACUACCUGCCACGCUCUGCACGGCUCAACGCCAACGCCAGCGCCGUCGUCGCGUACCUGCGCGCCCGCGCCCAGGACCCGGACAGCAGCGUGCGUCGGGUGCACUACCCAUCCGUGAGCGACACGUACCGGGCGUUUAUGCGCCCCGCGACGGCCGACUUUGCGCCCGGCUACGGAUGCCUGCUGAGCGUCGAGAUGGCGGACCUGGACGCGGCGCGGGCCUUUUACAACAACCUCGACGUGCACAAGGGCGUGCACUUUGGCGCGCCGUUUACGUUGGCGAUUGCGUAUGCCGUGUGCGUGUACUUGAAGAAGGAGGAGUGGGCGGCGCGGUUCGGCUUGAAACAGACGCAGAUUCGCAUCGCGAUCGGGCUCGAAGACACGGAUGCCCUGUUGGAGGAUUUUCGAGUAGCGGUGGAAGCAGCGGAUCAGGCCAAGAGUACAGGAUCAAGUCAGUGA
Molecule: messenger RNA, 1767 nt
Organism: Cordyceps militaris CM01
Lineage: Eukaryota; Fungi; Ascomycota; Sordariomycetes; Hypocreales; Cordycipitaceae
Product: Cystathionine gamma-synthase, converts cysteine into cystathionine
Exons: 3
Coding region: 1-1767 (588 amino acids)
Biological process (GO): transsulfuration
Molecular function (GO): pyridoxal phosphate binding; cystathionine gamma-synthase activity
Source: RefSeq, a predicted model, not a curated record